CAAGGCUGCGGCUGGGAUGUAACUGGGGUUCCGGCCGGUUACCGGGAGUCUUUGCCUCCGAGCGAGCGCCGUCACUAAACGGUGCAGCAACGCAGCGCACGCGUGCUAUGACAGUGCGCGUGACGGUACGUGUGAAUUACCUGAACUGUGUGUGAGCAGGAGAGCCGGCGGUCAGAGGAGAAUAAAUGCGCAUCAGAUCGUUUCAUUCAGCCAAUGUAGCAUCAUAGCGCACGGGACCGGAUAAAGUCUGAGAGGAAACGGCGACGAACGGAGGCCAGACCGGGAAAGGAGCGCCUAUGACAGCCUCCCUGGUCCUAAACCCUCGCUGGCCAGCGGAAACGGUAAUGUUUGUGUAUGACAACAACCUGGACGACCUGAACAAAAACAUGGAGGGGCUGGUGGGCAGCGGUAACUUCGCCGCCAGUCAGUGCCGCAAUAUUAUGGCGCACUCGGCGGCCGCCGCUGCACUGGGCGGCCACCCGUCCGGCCUGGUGCACUCUUCGGCCGGUUACUCCACAGUGGACGUGUCCGCUUCAGGCUCCGGCGAGUCAGGCGCGUCUUCGGGGAAGCAGUGCUCGGCCGGACCGUGCCCUGCGGCUGCAGUGCCGCACCAGAGCUCCUCGGCCGCCACCGCGUUACCGUACAGCUACUUUGGUAACGGCUACUACCCGUGCAGGAUGGGGCGGGGUUCUCUCAAGUCGUGUACCCAGGCGGCAGGAGCCGCGCUCAGCUCGCAGUACAUGGACACAACGGUGAACUCUGACGAAUACUCGAACCACCGAGCUAAAGAGUUCGCCUUUUACCACGGCUACCCGAGCCCGUACCAGUCCAUGGCCAGUUACCUGGACGUGUCGGUGGUCCAAACAUUGGGCACCGGAGAGCCGCGCCAUGACACCCUACUCCCUAUGGACAGCUACCAGCCCUGGGCUCUGACCAACGGCUGGGGGGGACAGAUGUACUGCUCCAAGGACCAGGGACAGGCUGGACACCUCUGGAAAUCAGCUUUGGCUGAUGUGGUGGCACACCAGCACGACGGCUCACCUUUCCGCCGCGGCAGGAAGAAGCGGAUACCGUACACUAAAGUCCAGCUCAAAGAACUGGAGAAAGAGUACGCAGCCAACAAAUUCAUCACCAAGGACAAGAGGAGGAAGAUCUCAGCCGCGACCAACCUGUCGGAGCGGCAGAUCACCAUCUGGUUCCAGAACAGGAGGGUGAAAGAGAAGAAGUUCGUGGCCAAAGUGAAGACCAGCGCGCCGUAGCGUGCGUGUUCUCUGCACUUUGGGACGAUUUAAUGAUGGAACUUGGUGCAUUUGCGUGUUAUGCGUUAAGAAUGAACUGAGAGAAAUGACAAAAAAAGGGGAGGGAGGUUAAAGAAACUCGACGUGGUACUUCUUUACGGACUGGACUGUGCGUAACCAUGUGCGUAAACAAAUGGAAGACGAAAAAAAAAAAGGACAAAAUCAGACAGAAAAGAACCAAAGCCCUCUGAUACGCCUCCCCCACAGAGGCAUCCUGUAAAUACAGCACCUUCCUGCCUGCUUUGAUGUAACUGUCUGUUCUCUGUCUGUGUUUUACUGUUUGUCAGUGUUGUCCGUGCCCAUAGCCUAUAGCCGAAAAUACACUAUUAUGCUGUUCAUAUUGUUUAUAACGCCUGUAAACCAGUAAUCAAAGUAUAGUGCAACACUUAAUAAAUUCUUUUAAUCCUC
This is a messenger RNA of Larimichthys crocea (large yellow croaker), 1706 nucleotides long. RefSeq names its product homeobox B13a (gene hoxb13a). Gene Ontology annotation, biological process: regulation of DNA-templated transcription. The transcript is spliced from 2 exons. Gene Ontology annotation, molecular function: DNA binding; DNA-binding transcription factor activity, RNA polymerase II-specific. NCBI's taxonomy places the organism in Eukaryota, Metazoa, Chordata, Actinopteri, Sciaenidae. The record is from RefSeq and is a predicted model, not a curated record. The coding region runs from base 297 to 1259 and encodes 320 amino acids.